AUGGCCUCCUUUCAAGAUCUCUUGGCCGACAUUAGCUGGCCAUGGCAGCUUAUCUCGGACAUUAUCGGUUGGGUUUACUUUCUCGCAUGGUCCAUUAGCUUUUACCCCCAAGCCAUUCUCAACUAUCGACGCAAGAGUGUGCAAGGCUUGUCUAUGGACUUUUUAUACUUCAAUGUGCUUGGCUUCUUUUGCUACUCGGUGUUCAAUUUAUCAUUCUUUUUGAGCAAAGAGAUCCAAGAUGAAUAUCGUGAGAGGAACAAUGGCCAAAAUAACCUCGUCCGCACCAAUGACGUCUUCUUUGCCGUUCACGCAUUUCUCAUAUCGUCGUUUACAUUGACCCAGACGUUUAUGUAUACGAAAGAUGAAGGCCAAAAGAUAUCAUCUCCAGCAAAGCUUUUGAUAUGCGCUUCCAUCAUCGGUGCAUUCCUCUUCACCUUGGCCGUCGAAUUCCAAUUUGCCAUGUGGAUCGAUCUCAUGUACUAUCUCAGCUAUGUCAAGCUUCUGGUCAGCAUUAUCAAGUAUUUGCCUCAGGCUUGGAUCAACUUCCGACGCAAAUCCACCGUGGGCUGGAGUAUCCACAAUAUUCUAUUGGAUUUCACGGGUGGCACCCUUUCUGUGGCACAACUACUUUUGGAUUCGUAUCUCAGUGGAGAUUGGAGUGGUGUUUCUGGGGAUCCUGUCAAGUUUGGUCUCGGCUUUGUAUCCAUUGCAUUUGAUCUGCUUUUCAUGACUCAGCAUUAUAUCUUGUACCGUGAUCGCACCGACUACUAUCUCAGCUCAGUGGACGAAGAACGACGACGGCUCAUUGUUGAAGGACGUGUCCCCCGAGAAGAGGAUGUAGAAUAG
Messenger RNA from Lichtheimia ornata, 846 nucleotides. RefSeq lists its product as uncharacterized. The transcript is spliced from 10 exons. The coding region runs from base 1 to 846 and encodes 281 amino acids. The record is from RefSeq and is a predicted model, not a curated record. Gene Ontology annotation, molecular function: L-cystine transmembrane transporter activity. Lineage: Eukaryota; Fungi; Mucoromycota; Mucoromycetes; Mucorales; Lichtheimiaceae. Gene Ontology annotation, biological process: L-cystine transport. Gene Ontology annotation, cellular component: vacuolar membrane; fungal-type vacuole.